AUGAAUAAACUUGCAUUUUUCCCUUCUGAAUUUGGCAAUGAUGCUACGUUAAUAACUUUACCACAUCCAAGAAAUGGCCAAUCCAAUGAUUUCAUAUUAAAAGAUGGAAAAUUGUUUGAAAUUCAGUUGGUUGAUAGAGAAUAUUGCUCAUUUUUCAUGGACAAUUAUGCAGUUGCUGAUGGAUCAGCUUUGUUCGCAUACCAAGUUCAUCCAGUUUUCUUAGUUCUUCCUUAUAUGUUCAAGCAAAAGAGCGAGUAUACUCCAAAGAAAGAUUUCUUCUUCAAUUCUCCAUUCAAGCAAAUAGAAGACCUUGUAUUUCCUUAUUUUGGUCAGAUUUGCACUGAAUUACCAUUUGAUGAUACAUUUGCUUAUGCAUUAGACCAAAAGAAAAUGCUUAAAUGGCUUGUUGGUAGAUGUGAAAAAAUCAUGCCAAUUCUUAGAAAGAAAAACUCACUUCCUGACAAUCAACUCAUAGAAAUCGCCUGGGGAGUUGUUCGCCAUUAUUUACCACAAGAUAUUACGCAAUUACUCAAAGAAGAGCUCCAAAAAGCAUAUGAAGGCUCAUUUCCAGUGAAAAAACUGGAAGAUGUUUUGACACCCAAUUUACCACAGUCAGAAGCUGUCGACGAUGUAAAGAAGAAGACUCCUCCGAAGUCUAAGAAGGCUGACUUAAAAUCAAGGCCAAAAGGAGUUGCUGAUAUUGCAUCUUUCUUCAAAAAAUAA
Molecule: messenger RNA, 723 nt
Organism: Trichomonas vaginalis G3
Lineage: Eukaryota; Parabasalia; Trichomonadida; Trichomonadidae
Product: ribonuclease H2 subunit B family
Exons: 1
Coding region: 1-723 (240 amino acids)
Biological process (GO): RNA catabolic process; ribonucleotide metabolic process
Cellular component (GO): ribonuclease H2 complex; nucleoplasm
Source: RefSeq, a predicted model, not a curated record